Molecule: messenger RNA, 459 nt
Organism: Protopolystoma xenopodis
Lineage: Eukaryota; Metazoa; Platyhelminthes; Monogenea; Polystomatidea; Polystomatidae
Source: the annotation of a GenBank genome assembly
UUGUCCCGUUGAGACCAAGUCCAGGUCCAGUCCGGACGCGACGUCGGAGCCUUUUGAGGCGCAAAGGCCAAGUGGACCCAAAUUGCAUCCUCAACCCAAAGCAAAGCUCAACUCCUGUUUAAUGCAUGCGCUGACAGCCUGUCCAUUUUCACUACUUCCGACUAUCGCGUUCCAACGGAGCAAAGAGGCCGAGGCAGUGGGUUUUACGACAGAAAAAACACACGACACAAUCUGAAAAAGGAUAUCUGUACACACCUUCACCUUUUGUAUGACCACUUGUCUUCAUUCAGUCCGGACUGUUGGAGCUCGUCAAUCCAAGUCCGAGUCCCACCCGCAGUCCCGCCAAUCUGGGCUCGAACGUGAAAAGUGUAUAGCAACAAUUUGCGACCUUCUCACCGGAGGGACUCCGCCACCCGGCUUGGCGCCAAAAGCGACCCUGUCCGCAUGGACGGCCGUAAA